Exophiala spinifera is the source of this 1083-nucleotide messenger RNA. RefSeq lists its product as uncharacterized. Gene Ontology annotation, cellular component: PcG protein complex; transcription regulator complex. The transcript has a single exon. Lineage: Eukaryota; Fungi; Ascomycota; Eurotiomycetes; Chaetothyriales; Herpotrichiellaceae. Bases 1 to 1083 code for a protein of 360 amino acids. The record is from RefSeq and is a predicted model, not a curated record. Gene Ontology annotation, molecular function: DNA-binding transcription factor activity, RNA polymerase II-specific; RNA polymerase II cis-regulatory region sequence-specific DNA binding. Gene Ontology annotation, biological process: regulation of transcription by RNA polymerase II.
AUGGCAUACAACUCAACAUCAGAGCAACUAGACUGGCACAUGCAGCAAAUGAGGCAAUGGAUGGUGCCUACACCAAUCUCUGUGCCAGCCAACUCCAAUGCGCUGGUCAAUUCGCAGGCGUUUCCACAAGAUUUCUACCCUCAGAACAUCCCUUCAAACGAUGUGUACAAUUACAAUGCAUACACCUCGCCUCUCGCAACACCACCAGUUACCCAAGUCCCCCCGGUACCUAUUUUACAACGACGAACUCAUUCCUUCCCUCCGUUCUCCGACUACGACAUGACUUUGAACUAUCUCAGCGCUGAUCAUGGCUCCACCACCGAACCCAGCUGGAUGGCAGACGAUGGAGGGAAUUUCGACGAUGGACUUUCCGUCUACUCCGAGUCUCCGUCGAGUUACUUUUCCUCAGACUUGUCAGAGCUCCCUCGGCUUGGGUCGAUCAUCUCUUCUGGUCAAACAACUCCUCCAACAGGCUUGGCGGUCUCCUCGUCCCUUCCCGAACCCAGAUCUGAGGUGGACUCGCUCAUGAAGACGCUCCAACCUGUCCAGACGAUGCAACGACAGAUUCCCACGGGCGACCCCAAAGGCAAAGCAAGAAAGUUCAUCUGCUCUUAUGCAAACUGCGGCAAGUCGUUCUCUCAACCAACACACCUCAAGAUCCACCUUCGGUCACACACUGGCGAGAAGCCAUAUGUAUGUUCCGUCCCAACGUGCCAGCAAACCUUUUCGCAACUCGGCAACCUACGGACCCACGAACGCCGACACAUUGGCCAACGACCGAACCGAAAGAGGUCAUCGUCUGAUCCCGGUACCAACGCGCGCAAGUAUGAAUGCAAGCUUGAUGCUUGCAGGGUCGGAGAGGGAGGCAAGGUCUUUACACAACUCGGCAACCUCAAGGCACACAUGAACAAAUUCCACAAAGAAACCCUAGCCAGGCUGGCCCAUCAAUUCUCCACAAACGAAGCGGUGCUUCCUCACGAAGAAGAGCUAAGGGAAUAUUUUCAAGAUCUGUACAAGCACAGCAACAAGGGCAUCAAAGGCAGAGGAAAGGGAAGGAAGGUCGAAGUUAUUGUUCCUAGUUGA